Molecule: messenger RNA, 4359 nt
Organism: Heterobilharzia americana
Lineage: Eukaryota; Metazoa; Platyhelminthes; Trematoda; Strigeidida; Schistosomatidae
Source: the annotation of a GenBank genome assembly
AUGAAGGUGAUCAAAUGUUAUGAAAAUGUUGUUAUUUACUGCCAGAAAAAGUAUUUUUUACUCCAAAUUUUUGCAUACAUCUCUGUAAUAUCAUCAAGUAUAAUCGGAAGAAUACCAAGACUUCAAGAAUUCACCUCAGAGUUUAGUAUUGAUGAGAAUUGUCCAAUUGGUACAGAAAUCGGGACGAUUAGCUCAAUUCUACUAUCAUCAAAUUCUAUAACUUCAUCUGAUUUAAUAUCAUCAUCAACAUCAAGAAUGAAACAAUCAUCAUCAAAUGAAUUUUCACAAAUAAUUCCAUUGAACUAUAAACUUGGUUCACCGUCUAGUUUGUUCAGUGUUGAUGAACGUAAGGGUAUGUUGGUUACUAAAGCUGAAAUUGAUGCUGAAACUUUAUGCUCUUACGUAACUACACUGAAUGCAGAUCAAACAGAUGAAAAUAAUGAUGCACGAAUUACUAAUAUAGAAUCUGGCAAAUUGAUGAAUAAUCGUAGCAAGAUAUCAACAAUUGUCGAUCAAAUCAAAUGUAACAGUUCCGGUGAUUUAAUAAUUCAAUUCGAUGUGAAUGCUUUACAAACAGAUGGUAGUCUUCGAGCAGUUCAUCAUAUUCGUAUUCGUAUACAUGAUCUCAAUGAUAAUGGACCAAAAUUUGAUCAAAUACGAUGGUAUAAACGUUUAAAAGAAGCUAUUUAUCGAACUGGUCGAAGAAUUGAUCUACCAAAAGCUAGAGAUAUUGAUAUACUUCCUGAACAUAGUCGAAUUAAUUAUCGACUUGAAGCAUGGAAUGAUGAUACAUCUAGUACAAUUCAUCCUAUUAAAAGUCCAUUUAAAUUAGAAGUAAGAAAUUCAGGUCAACCUGGUUUACUACUUACUGAAGAUUUGGACGCUGAAAUGGAGAAUCGACAUAGAUUUAUUUUAGUAGCUUAUAGUCCAAAUGUAAUUGUUUCAAAGAAUGCCUUGAAUGGUCAAUUCAUUCCACGUGACGCUCGUUUAGAAAUAGAUAUUGAAGUUGCUGACAUGAAUGAUAAUGAACCUAGAUUCGCAUUUACUGUAUACAACAUCAGUGUAGCUGAAAACACAUCAGUUGGAUCUGUUAUUUAUGAACUUGUUGCUCAUGAUCCAGACAGUACUUCUCAACUAACAUAUACAAUGGCUUCUUCAUUAGAGUAUCAUGUGAUGUCGAGUACAUUUCAUAUUGAAACUGAUGGACAUAUAAGAUUACAUAGUAGUUUGGACUAUGAAUUACGUCAUGUAUAUUCAAUACCAAUUGAAGUAACUGAUGGUGAAUUUUCUGCACGUACCACAUUAAAUGUUCAAGUAGUCGAUGUAAAUGAUGAACCUCCAGCAUUUGAAUUAAAUCCAAAGCAAUUAAUUGCUGAUGAAAACGCUUCACCAGGCAAAUUGAUUGGACGUGUAAGAAUCCGUGACCCUGAUAGUCCUAGUGUAAAUGGUCUUGUGGAAUGUUCAGAGCCACCAGGAUUGAUUCGUCGUCAGGCACUUCAAUUUCUACCUGAUCCAACCGUUAAUCCUACAGCACAAGUUUAUGAUUUAACUACUCGAAUUAAACUUGAUAGAGAAGAUCCUGAAAAUCCUAUACCAGGUCAUUUAAUUGUCUAUUUGAUUUGUUCAGAUGGUGCUCCAAAUACUGGUGAAAUAAUAUCGCAUACUGCCUACAAUGGGGUUCGACUGACGUCAACUAUGACAGCAACUUUAACUAUAAAAGACGUAAAUGAUCAUAAACCAGUUUUUGAAAAAUCUAUUUAUGAUGUAUCAAUUCAAGAAAAUAAUCCUAUUGGCGAAAAAGUUGUUCAAAUUAAAGCUGAGGAUUCAGAUGAAGAUGAAAAUGCUAGAAUUACUUAUUCCUUAUUGGAUAGAGCCAAUUUCAAAAUAGAUUCCUUGACAGGUUGGAUUACUCCAAACCUUGUGUUUGAUCGUGAAACACGGGAUUCAUAUCAGGUUACCGCCAUUGCAAUGGAUCAAGGUAAACCUCGUUUAUCUACCUCUGUCUUGAUCAAUAUAACUGUACUUGAUGCAAAUGAUCAUAGUCCUAUUCUAGCAUCAUAUGAGGCUGAUGAAACUCUUUUACAAACAAAUAAUCUACCUAUUGGACGUUUUGGUCCUAAAAAUUUAUUCAUCGUACAAGAGAAUAUGCCAGCUAAUACAUGUCUUGGUAAUGUAUUGGCAUUUGAUAAAGAUGAAGGAUUGAAUGCUGAACUCAUGUUUAGUCUUCUUCAAGAUCCAGUAUUUCACUUCCAUGAAAGGUUUAAACUUUCACCUGAUGGUGUAAUUUGCACAAAUGUUGAGUUGGAUAGGGAAGAGAAGGAUCAUUACCGGUUGACAGUUGUUGUAAAAGAUCAGUCAAUUGAUGAACAACUGACGACAACUGGAACUAUUGGUAUUAUUGUUCUAGAUGUAAAUGAUAAUCAACCUCAAUUCUUAAAGCCUAUUGGACUUUUAAAUCCAAAUAAUUCUCAGUUAAGUGAAUACCGACGAAAUAUGAAUAUUGGUGUCAUACUCUAUGAUCAACCCUCAGAAGAAAGAAAUUACAACAAUUUCGAAGGUAAUCAAAAACGUAAUGAUGAAGAGUAUCAAAGUCCUAUUUUGACUACACUAAGUCUUCCUACGACAUCAAAUACACAGUCUACACAUAUUGAACCAGUUAUUCGUUUAUCUGUAUAUGAGAAACCUGAACAAGUAAUAAGUAAAUUGUAUGCAGAAGAUCCAGAUACUGGUGAGAAUGGAGCUAUAGUUUACUUACUUGAAGAAUUCUUUGAUUUGUCAGUAAAUAAAAUCAAACCAAAUCCCUUGAUUCGAGUUCAUCCAGAAACUGGAGAGUUAAUAUUAUUACGUCAUAUGAUACCUAUGGAUUUAGGAUAUCAUUUCUUUAAAGUCACUGCAUCUGAUCGUGGUCAUCCUCAAAUGAAAAUGGAUCAAAAGAUUUUAUCACUUCUAGUCGAAGAUAUUCCAGCAUCUGGAAACUUGGUACAAAAUUCUUUAUCAUCCAGUUAUUACAUGAGCAAUAUAACUGGAUUAGGUUUAGAUGAAUGGAGUUUCACUACUGGUAAAAAUGUUCUAAUCAUCACAAUUUUGUCGAUUGUUUCAGGAUUAUUAGCAGCUAUAUUCAUUACUGCUAUUGUUUGUGUUAUAAAACCAUGUUCAAGAAAUCGUCAAAUAAAUAGACAUUUAAAUGAAAGACAUGAUCGUUUAAGAAACCGACCACCAACUUAUCCUGGAGGUUCAGAAACAAAUGGAAUUAUGCUCAAUGAAAAUGGAACAUUCCUUAAUGGAACAAUAGAUCAGAGAGUUUAUACAGUUUCUAAUGAUUCUCAACGGAUUGACUUUCAUAGACCUCCUGGUCCAUUGAAUGGUGAAAUAUAUAUGGAUACAUGGAGGCAUCAAUUUACAGAAAAUGGGACAAAUUAUGGAAAUAUCUCUUAUUCAUACAAUAGUCCAUUAGGUGAUUCAAGAUGUCAACAUUCUAAUGAUCAAGACUCUUCAAUGAAUUCAAAUCAUAGAACUCAAAUAGAUAAACAUAUGGACUUAAAUUCACAUCAUAAAAAUCCAGUCAGCACUGGAGCGCUGCAACUUACUUAUGAAAACUUGGAUUGUCACCACCUUCGAGAUAUUCAUUUCCCAGCUGAAUUAAUUUCAACCAAUAUAUCACCUUCAUUUGGAGAGAAUGUUGAACCUGUGUCAGUUCGAGUACUUACUCCACAAAUGAGUAUUGACGGAUUUAGUGAAACCAGUGAUCAGAUAUUUCUACCACGAUCCAAUAAACUAACUGGUAUUACUAUUGGUUAUUCUACUGACUCAAGAACCCCCGCUUCUAAAAGUGCCUUGCCUGCUUCGAAUGUCAAACUUGACACAGUCAACGCAUUCUGUGUUGCUAAACCUAUACCAAUUCCACCCAAAGUUAUAUGCAAUUUAAGUGGAGAUAAAAUGAGUUCGGAAAUAAUGGAGAAGAGUAUGAAUUCCAAUGAAAUUGAUUUGAUAAAUUCAGGGCUAUCACCAAUGAAUGUUGUUAUAGAUGAUAUUGUUUCAAAUUCUGGUUCAACAAAACAUCAAGGACAUCGUCUAGAUACUACAAUGCCUAGAUUUGGUACACUUUAUAAUGUUAUGACAGUUAAUCAAAGACCGAAUUCAAUUGAUGAACAUGUUAUUCGAGUUGAAGAACAUGCAUCUGAUUCAGGUCGUGGUGGAAGUGAUGAAGACUCGAUUGUACAAAAACUAGACAGUAAAUUGGUACAAUCAAGCAUUUCGAAGUUAAAUUCGACAGAAGGAACCACUAUAUGGAAUGAAUCUUCCGCUGGUUGUGAAUCAUCGCCAAAUUUUUUCAUUCAAGUGAUAAUCCAGAUAAUGUAA